Messenger RNA from Tupaia belangeri chinensis (Chinese tree shrew), 8042 nucleotides. RefSeq names its product pleckstrin homology domain containing M3 (gene PLEKHM3). The transcript has 7 exons. The record is from RefSeq and is a predicted model, not a curated record. The coding region runs from base 299 to 2581 and encodes 760 amino acids. Lineage: Eukaryota; Metazoa; Chordata; Mammalia; Scandentia; Tupaiidae.
CAGGGAUUGGCAAGCUUUGACAAGCAUUUCCUGUUGUCUUCACAGAAAUCUCACUGAAGAAUAAUCUCAAAGGAACAUUUGUCUCCCCAUACCUCUGUUAAUGUGCAUUAGUAGCUAGCAAAUGUUUUAUUUUCUGGCCAGAAAAACAUCAGACAACCUGUGCUUGGCCUGUUCCACACAGCUGAAUGAAAGCUUCUCCUAGUUGUUACUAUAGCCCUACUGCUGAUGUACCUCUCUGUUGGGUGAAUGUUUACGAAUCCCUUUUCUGAACCAGCUUUGGCCUCUUGGAGCCUGUGACAUGGAAGCCUUGGAAGUGGAUGAUAUCAGCCCAGCCUUAGAAGUUACUGAGGAUUUCUUCAGUACUUUUGAUAGUAAGCUAGAGAAAGCUGUGCAGCAAGCAGAGGUUUAUGGGAUUCAGGAAGUCCCUGAACUGGUGGGCCAUGAGGUACUCAGUAACAUAACAGACAAUGGUGCUAUGAGAAAUGCUGCCUCCCUGGGCAAAGGGGGCAUGAUUUGGGACCACUGUAAGAGCAGGCUCUUAGAAACCAAAGCUCAAAAUGUCUUCCCUGCCAAAGAACAGUUCAUGGUCCAGAGAGGGACAACCCCAGACAAUCUUUCCUGGAUGGAACAAAAGGAAGCAUCAACUUUUAAUUUUUUCAAUAUGUGUCAACGCCGGAGGGACAGACCUCGUUCUGUGAAUGAUUUGUUGGAUGAGACUUCUACUUUCAAGCCAGGACAUGCUCGAUCAAGGUCAGAUAUUACCCACAUGGACUGGAGGGUAGUCCUCAACACUAUGCCUCUGCAGCUGCAGCAGCAGCAGCCAUCCCUUCAAGGCCCUCACUUCACCAGACCAUCUUUUCUGUUGCCCUCACCAAACAAGAUAGAAGAUGCUCAAGGAAAUACUGAACACAAGCAGACAUUCCCAAACAUUCUGAAGAAGGGAUACCUGGAGAUUAGGAAGGACCACGACAGUUACUGGCAAAGCUGUUACGCAGAACUCUCACCUUACAACUUAUACUUCUACAGCCUGGACAGCAGUGGGAAUCAAAACCUUUAUGCCACCUACCAGCUUUCACACUUCCAGAACAUAUCUGUCUUGGGAAACCUUGAGGCCAGGAUGGUGGACACCGUUCUGUAUGAUAACACCCAGCUACAGCUAAAAGCAGAGUCCGCAUGGGAGGCUUUGGACUGGGGGCAGAAACUUUGGGAAGUCGUGCAUGCUACCGUGCCUGGUUACGUGGGACGGCAGGAUGAGCUGGCAAACUCACCAGGUCUCGGUCACCACAUGGAUAGCACACAGAAUCAUUGUCUACAGAAGAAAGCCAGUGGGCUGCUGCCACCAUCCCCUGUCUUGGACAGCCCCAAACAGUACCAGAACAUCAUCAAAUCAGGAACGCUCUACAGGCUGACUGUCCAGAACAACUGGAAGGCAUUUACGUUUGUGCUGAGCAGGGCAUACCUCAUGGCUUUUCAGCCUGGCAAGUUAGACGAGGAUCCUCUGUUGAGCUACAACGUGGAUGUGUGUCUGGCUGUCCAGAUCGACAACCUGGAUGGCUGCGACUCUUGCUUUCAAGUCAUUUUUCCCCAAGAUGUCCUCCGCCUCCGAGCUGAGACCCGGCAGAGGGCUCAGGAAUGGAUGGAGGCUCUGAAAACAGCGGCCAACACAGCGAGGAGUUCAGAGCAAAACCUGCAGGUCACGCUUAGGAACAAACCCAAGGAUCAGAUGGGCGGGCCUGAACUCAGGAAGAACAAGCGCCAGUCUGUGACCACCAGCUUCCUGAGCAUUCUGACGACUUUGUCUUUGGAACGAGGACUCACUGCUCAGAGUUUCAAAUGUGCAGGAUGCCAGCGAUCCAUAGGUCUUUCCAAUGGGAAAGCCAAGGUGUGCAAUUACAGCGGGUGGUAUUACUGCAGCAGCUGCCACGUGGAUGACAGCUUUCUCAUCCCAGCACGAGUAGUCCACAACUGGGAUACUUCAAAAUACAAGGUGUCUAAGCAGGCCAAGGAGUUUCUGGAGUACGUUUAUGAGGAGCCCCUGAUCGACAUCCAGCAGGAGAACCCCAUGCUGUAUCACCACGCCGAGCCGCUGGCCACCGUGGCGCGACUGCGGCAGCGGCUCAGGUCGCUGCGAGCCUAUUUGUUCAGCUGCCGGGCGGCGGUGGCCGAGGAUCUGCGCCGCAGAAUUUUUCCCAGAGAAUACCUCCUUCAACAGAUCCAUCUGUAUUCCCUGGCUGACCUGCAGCAGGUGAUAGAGGGAAAGCUGGCUCCAUUCCUGGGCAAGGUCAUUAAAUUUGCCACCUCACACGUGUACAGCUGCAGUCUUUGUAGCCAGAAGGGAUUCAUCUGCGAAAUCUGUAACAACGGAGAGAUCCUCUACCCUUUUGAGGAUAUUUCAACAAGCAGGUGUGAAAGCUGUGGAGCUGUUUUCCAUGCCGAAUGCAAAGAAAAGUCUGUGCCCUGCCCGAGGUGUGUCCGCCGAGAGCUGCAGAAGAAGCAGAAGUCUUUCUGGCGGAGGCUGAACAUGGACGAGAGUCUGGAGGAGGCUUGCACCAUGUUUGAGCUGUCCUACCAGAACACUUGACUCAGGCAACCCGAGCCAGGGCUGCCCUGAUCACCGAUCCCUCAGCCCCGGAGGGGCUUCCUCGCUAGCCAGUGAAGCUCCUGUGGAAGAAGAAUCUGUCUCAUCUUCAGCUAUAUGUAGAUAUAUAUAUAUUUAUUUAUAUGUACGUAUACACACAUACCUAUACACCCUGUACGUACGUUCUGUAUAAACCAUUGUCUAAAAAGUCCACAGAGCCCCUGUGGCUCAAAAAAACUAAUGAUAAUAGCUGAACUACUGUUAGCCAUGAAUUUCAGCUGCUUGCUCCCAGGCAAAAUGUGGUUUACACACAUGCUUUUUACUUCAGACUUCUUUUUUUUUUUGGCUCUCAGGGGUCAUUUUAUUACACAAGACACAGGAGGAAAUAUUUCCUACGGGACAACACGCUCCAGGUUAAUCUUGUGUUAUUUAUUUUUAGCCUUCACAGAGGCUGAGGUAGCUGAGGCCAGCACCCAUGACCACCUAUUUUCCCAAGAAAAUCUUCGAAGCGCAAGGAUGACUCCUGGAGCCUUCUAGGACCCAGGGUCCCUUGGGCUCUCCUCUCAGUUUCUCCUGCAGAAGUGGGGGGUCACCAUGUAGAGCACAGUGGCCGGAAACCCAGGGGGUGAGCUCCCUCUGACAGAAAGCGUGUGCCCUAACGUAAGGGCAGAACUGGUUCUGGUUCUGGAGAUAAUCUCAGAAAAGCUUUUCUCCCUGCAACAAGUAACUGCAUGCAUUUGGUCAGCUUGCUGGUCGGAGUCCCUGUGCCUGCCUGAUGAUGCGACUCCUCCCCGUGUCUGCCAGGCUGUGAACAUGGCUGUCUGGAGAGCCCUUUCCAAGGGUGUCAUAGACGAGACCUGUGUUCUAUUCAUGGCGCCGGCCAGACAGGAUGCGCUCGGAGUGUUGGUAAAGACGUGGUGUGUAGACCGGUGGAGACGGUAUGUGGCAUGCAUAUCCCACGGGACACCCUUCAGUUUAACAGAAACCUGUGCAGGCAGUUUCUCGCUACUCGUUUAAAACACUUUACUUCUUAUUAUUCUUCAUCACACUUUCAUUUUGACUUUUGAUUUGUCGGUUGAACCACGCUUGCUUUCAUGAUUUUUUGAUUCUUUGAAAAAUCAGAGUAACCUGGAACCUCAAAAUACCAUAGACUAUGAAGAAAAUACCAAACCUACAAGUAUAAUUGAUGAAUUAAGUAUGAUGUUGUUUAAAUAUAUAUAUAUAUAUGCACAUACAUAUAAUUGCCAUCUUAAAGUCAAAAGAAAAAGUGCUAAAAUAAAUAAUACAGUAGGAAUAAGAAACACGACGAAUUGCUUUGCUACUUGGCAGGGAGGUGGUCUCUGGCCGCAGCACCCUCUCAGGAGCCAGUGUAGGGGCCACUGAACCUGCAGGCGGGACAGCACCAGGAACCUGAUGGCUCCUCCCGCUUCUCCCUUAGCCCUUUCCAGAACAGGAAAAUAUGCUUAUAAAUGAAACCGUUCUCAGCAGGCUUUAUGAGAAGGUUCUGCAUCUUCCGCACUGAGCUGAUGCCUUCUGCGUCUCCAUGGCCUAGUCAUUUCCCUGCUAGGAGGACGUGGGGUGUCCGUGGCCCACAGAGUAACCCACGGCUCCUUUCCCCGCACCCUGCUCCCUCCAGAUCCCAGCCCACAAUGCUCCCAUUCAGAGGUGUGCCAUUGCAGACCGACUCUUGUCAGAUAGAUGUAAACAUUUCACCUCCUGACCCGCCACUUCCUUUGGCCCAGACACACCUUUCAACCUAAUGGCACCACACAGGCAGUUAGGUUCUGCCUAUCCAGUAGUCCUAUCCACGGCACAGAAACGUGUUCAAAGGCCAGGGCCCUAUUCGUGAGACACCUAAAGGUGCCUUUUACUCUUCGACAAGCAUGUUGCCCCGCACCCCUGCACUCUAGUUAUAUGGAGAAGGUUGCACACAAAAAGAGUGGAAAAUCUCAAACACUUGGCGAACCGGCAAACAAAUUUGAUCAUCUUUCCUCCUCCCUUUCGUGAAAUACAGUAUUUAUAUUUUCCAGCCUCGGAGAAGAUAGGAGAACAUGAUCUUUCACAAGAGAAUUAUAGACCUGCUUAUUAUAAAACAGAUGUCUCCCAUGGCAAAGUGCCUUCUCCCUCCGCCCCCGGCUCGCUGUCACUGCAGCUUACCUUUGCCUUCGCUGUAAUUACGGUAUCUGUGAUUGCGACUGUCAGCGAAGCCGUUCCCAGCACACUGCAUUCAGAGACCCCGAAUGCGGGGCCUUCUCCUCCCUUCUAAUGUGUCUGCUCGCCGUGCAGCAUUUCCCGCCCCGGCUCACUGGCCCCCCGCGCAGACUGCCGGGAAUCCAGGGUGCAAAUCUGGAUCCCUUUACUGAACACCACUGUUUUCACCAGUGCCCGUCUACAGGCCCUUGCUAAGUAUUGGCAGUCUCUGUGAACUCCUGAGAACUUUCCACCCACUUUCCACUGCUUAUUUUCACAAGGGAAAAAAAAAAAAAAAAAAAAGAUGUGCUCUCACCAUCAGCUACCCAGACCUGGAACUGGGUCCCAGCUGCUUCUGUUUUGUCUCCUUUUUGUACAACCCUGACAGCCUGACCGGUGCCAGCCACAGACUACAUUCUCUGCCACAGCUGCCCAAAUCUGAUAGGACAGAGUGCAGCCAGCUUAGGAGUUGGGUAUGCCAUGAAAAUUCAGAAUGGCUAUUUUCAGCCCAGAAUGCCUAGAGCACAUGAACGCCCUCACGGCUUUCAACCCUAACAAAUCACUUGGUGCACUGUUAGGCAAUUGUUCCACUGCUUAGAGACUGUUGAAACAAAAGCAAAUCUGUGGAUUACCACCUCCUUACGACUGACCUAGUACCUGCUUUUCCUCCUGUUCCAUUUUUCAUCCCAUAUUAAAGAUCUUGCACAUAAAGCAUGUGAGAAAAUGGCCAGCUCGUCUCCUGGAGCGGGCAGCCAACUCCGGGAACCACUUCUCAUUGCGAGGCCUGUGCUCUGGUGUAUCACUUGAGGAAAUCCCUCCCACCAGUGCCAGAAACUCAUGUGUGAGACCGUCCAACCCUGGGAACUGCUGGCAUCUAACCUCACAGAGAAGAAGCCAGUUCCUAAAAUAGACCUCAGUUUGCACCGCUGCAGGAAGGCCACAAAGUACUUAAAAAGCAGUCAACUGGAAUGGGAGUACUGUUCUUUCCAGGACCGCUUUCCCCCAAGGUGAAAGCCUCUUUAUAUGAAGACCGUGUAGACUCUCGUCGCCCACUUAUACUUCUCUGCCUUCUCGGGGACUGUACUUCAGUCAUUUUCACAUCUGGAGGGGCUAAAGAGUCGUCUUGUUAGGCGCGUUCCCAUUUGGUUAGCUGAGAAGGACAAUGGCUGUGCGAUUCCUCCAGACCAGGCCUCACUGAAAAGGAAUAUGGCUAGUGCUUGGGGUUUGUGGUUUCCAGCACAGUGGUGUUUUUAGACUGCUGAAGUGGGGCUGUGCUGAGAUUUCCUUCCUGCUGCAGCGAGAACCGAGGUGUUUAUGUCACCCUGGUUCCAAGUUCAACCCUUGCUAAGCUGCAGCGUGCCCUUUGCAGGAGGCUGGCCUCCAUACUUAUCUGUGUCAGUGUACAACACUGAACGUCGACACCAGAGAGUUCCACGCUGAGCUUUUUGUCCUGGGGAUUUGUUCUAUAACCACUGGCCCAGAAAGUCCAGACGUAAAAUUACUCUCUCAGCUGGGACUAGUGCGAUGUGACACACUGAGCACCUAUUGCAGAGAGAGGCAUUACUCAAGCAAGUAGAGAGUGCCCCUCUCCUACCUGAGGGUGGGACCAGGGCUGCUGCUCAGACAUUUGUGCAGAAUUAGCCCUCCCCAUUGAUCUGCCACACUUUACUGAAAUAACUAACUCAUGGACACAUUUCUUUUAUGUUCGCCUGAAAGAGAGACAGAGAGAAAGCACCCCUCCAUGGAGCGUUGCCAUGCUGCAAUCAUUUCCCUCCAUUUCUCCACCCCAUCAGAAUUUGGGGCACACAUGCACAUAUGCCCAGCAUGAUUUUCAAGUAACCAGGGCUGAGAUUCGAACUGUGGCUGACCAUGUGGGAUCCAGCUCCCUAUGCACUUAACUCCUGUGCUAUAGAGCAGGCCUGAAAUAAAUCUUGAAUUCUAACCCUGCUUGGCCUCAAUGCAGAGGUUAUUUUAUUUUGUUUCUUCUUAUUCUCUACGUCUCAUAGUAAAUAGAGAUGUGUGCAGUUUUUCUCCUUUUUCUCCUUGGAGUUUUCUGGCCCAUUUUUCUCACUCUGAAAUAAUGUGAAAAAGUAAAGCAUGGGGAGCAGCACCAGAAGAAACCAACACCCCAUCGUGUGCACGAAUCGAGUCCUUAGCCGUGCUCUCCGCUCUUGUUCUUGGUACCCGAGGGGAUGGGCAGUCGGAGCUUCACAUGCCGCCCAUCUCGUACCACCCUUGGGCCCUCAGUCCAGUGACAAACUGCUCCAGGCGGCAGCCAGUGCUGGCUCAAUGAGCCCUGCUCACUUCGUCUAAACAGACGAACACUGGACUGGUAUGCUGUGGGAGAGCUUUGACAGGCCUCAGCUCCCAGCGGUCUUCCUGUUCACAGAUGCUUCGAAUUUCACUGGAUUCAAAAAUCUCUGACUCGAUGGCUGUUCUUGAGUGUGUUUCGGUGGGUGCAUGGCUGAGGCAAUGCCCAAGGUUGAACUCCAGGUAAAGGUAGAACGAAGUGUGUGGCCUCUCGCCUAGAUCCCGUCGUCGUCAGAGAUUUAUGAAAGUGGCUUCCAGAUGAUUGUGUUCUGUGGCACUUUCCUCACGACGUGGACAUGAUGGAAGGCACCGUGAAUCUCAGAUGAGACAACUGCUGUUUUGCUUUGUUUUUUUGUUUGUUUGUUUUUCCAAAGAGAAAAGAAGCCACUGGUUGCUCAUCUUAUUAGAAAGCUCUCAAAGGGGGCCAGCUCUGGCCAGGGAAGAAGAUCCAGGCACCUCCAGCAAUUCCCAGCACAGUGAGGAUACUCUCCUACUGACUGUGCAGCUGCAAACCAGCCCUCUCCCCUCCCUUCGGACUCCCUCACCCCUGGCUCUGAGCCCCAGCCCGGGUUUAGGCCUCAUCGCUAGUAAACCAGCUAGUUGACCUCUGGCACCUGUGGCUCCUUCUUCAAGUUGGCCUUCCCACGUGUUUCUCUUCCCCGUAGGAGUGCCUUACACGCUGCCGCCUAGUGCUUCUGGGCUAGUCUAGCAGACCCCUUGAAGCCUGCAGGGCCCUUCAACUAAACGUGGCUCCCCUUUGCUUCUUCCCUACUUGCAACUCUUCACAAAGAUACGCUUGGAGCCUGCGUAUUCCACGAUGCACGCCAGACCUUUUCGCCUUUGUUUAACCUGGUGCCUUAACCUCAUGAGGAAAGGGAUUCGUGGUGGAAACAUGUUGUCAGCACAGAAUGGUACAAACACUGGCUUCUUAGUGCCACUGGCACUUCUACCAGGAAAUACAAAA